AUGCUAAAGCAGAUACACUUGAACAUCCCUUUAGUUGACAUGCUCCGUGAGGUCCCAAAAUAUGCAAUAUAUAUUAAGGAUAUAGUGGAAAAUAAGAGGAGGUUAACUGAAUUUGAGACCAGCGCACUUACUGAGGAGUGCACUUCCUGGAUUCAACAUAAGCUUCCACAAAAGAUUAAGGAUCCGGGUAAUUUUACCAUCCCUGUGAAGAUUGGUGAAAUUGAUGUGGGUAGAGCCUUGUGUGAUUUGGGUGCAAGUAUCAAUCUGAUGCCGUUGUCAGUGUUCAAACAAUUGGGAUUAAGAGCUCCGAGACCCACCACGAUGCUGCUACAGUUAGCUGAUAGAUCUUAUGUUUAUCCUGAGGGGGUAAUUGAGGACGUCUUGCUGCAGAUUGGGAAGUUUAUUUUCCCUGCAGAUUUUAUCAUCAUCCUGGACUACGAGGCUGAUGAGUUAGUUCAUAUCAUCUUGGGACAACCUCUUUUGGCCACUAUAGAUGCCAUUAUCAAAGUCCGAGAAGGUAAGAUGAUUCUGAGUGUGGACAAUGAAGAAGCGGUCUUCAAUGUAUAUCGAGCUAUUCAGUUGCUUCGUCAUUACGAGGACCUGGCCAUGGUUUCUGUGGUGAAGAUAAAUGAACCAACCAUAGAGCCAAGUGCAUUUAAAUAA
This is a messenger RNA of Nicotiana tabacum (common tobacco), 663 nucleotides long. RefSeq lists its product as uncharacterized. Lineage: Eukaryota; Viridiplantae; Streptophyta; Magnoliopsida; Solanales; Solanaceae. The record is from RefSeq and is a predicted model, not a curated record.